CCGCGUCUGACCCGGGGGGCCCUCAUUCCCCUGGGAUAAGCCAUGCCCCAAUACCCCCAACCUGCAGUAUCGCUCUCCCCUGCCACGCUUGCUGACCUGCCACGCCUCCCCAUGAAGACAGAGCCCUGGUGUUGGGAAAAUGGGGACAAUUGGCACAUCCGCCGGGGGGUAAGGUAAGGAAUCAUGUACGAGAAAAGGGCGGGGGACCCGAAUUGGAAACGAGCAGACGCAGCCUUGGGGGGUUCUUGACUGAUUGUGGAGGGUUGUGGUUGGCGCGCACCUUUACACUCCUUUGCCCUGGGACGAACCAACCCCGGAUCGGAACCGAACCUGCCUAUUCGUUCCUACACCUACCUUACACCUUCAACCUCUUCCUUUCUCACCUACUCACCUCGCUCUAUUAAUAAGGUGCUACACCACCACCACAUCCCUCUUCCGCGCCGUACAUGAACUCCUCUUGAGUUCAUCUGGUCAUUGGCGGCGACACAUCUUCGCUGUCUUCUCCCCCUCCACACCUACCCGUCGCGCCUGACUUCCACCGUCCGAUCAUCGAACCCUCACCGAAAAGCCGUCCUUCUCUCUCUGUCACCGCGGUUAUACGUGCGACCUUCCCGAAACGUCGACCUUGUCAGCCUCGGCCGUCGCCCGUCGCCCGUCAUCCGGUUACCCGUUAUCAACAAGGCCCAGGAACCUCCACUCGCGGGGCCGCCAGUGACGUGAGGCGGAGCCGAUCAGAACGCAUGCAGACCACUGUCCCGAGUGCCCGACGAUAACCACCUCCAACCACCUCACCUUCCGACGUCACGGCUCAACCCUCGCGUGCCUUUGAUCGAUCUUUUCCCACGUAGCAAUUGAACGCCGCAAUAGAUCUGGAUCAUACAUAAUACUAGCCCAUCAUGUUCGUCCUUCCCCCUCCCCCGCGAUACCCCUCGCACUCGGGCGCCUACGGCGCAAUCGGCGCCGGCAUCGCCCCCAUGAUCGAGACGAACAACAUCCUCUCCAACCCCGAAGGCCCUGAACACCAGUUCCUCGUCGGUGAGGGUACCUACGUUCUCAAAGAGUGCCUCCAUCUCGCCACCCCUCCACCGCAUCCCUCUGAGGCCCCCGUCGUCAAUCCGAACCCGCUCGCCACGACCCCCCAGCCCGCCUCCGCCGGUACCAAGCUCUCCCUCAUAUCUCUCGACGUCCGUGCCGCGCCCCCAUUCUUCUACAACAAGGGCGCCAGCACAUCCACCACGCUCUCCUCCUCCCUCGGCGGCGACAUUCAGGAGCACCCCAACGAAGGGCGGUACUCUACCGAGGCAGGACUGAGCAGCGAUGGAGGGGACGGCCGCGGUGCCUCCCUCAGCGACGGCGUCGCGCCCCCGACGUCGUCAUUGACCAUGGUCUCGGCUCCGGCGUUCGGGGAUGGAAACUCGGCACUCGCGCCGGCCAACACCAAGGACGCGGCCAAGAAGAAGGUGGCCAAGCCCAAGAACAACAUGACCAAGAGCAACUCGUCCUUCAUUUCUAGAGUCAUUGUGAACGAGAGCUUGGCCAAGAAGCUUCAGGAGCGGCCGACGGACGGCGUUUUUGCGUUUGCCAAUAUCAAUCGAGCGUUUCAGUGGUUGGAUCUAUCAUCACCAACAAAGGCCGAUUACUUGACCAAGAUUCUAUUUACAAAGGCGCAUUGCCUGUGUCACGACGUGAAUCCCAUCACCAAGAACAUUGCUCAUAUUGAUGUAAUCAUGGGCUUCUCAACGGGAGAAAUCAUCUGGUGGGAACCUGUUUCUCAACGGUAUACUCGGUUGAACAAGAACGGCAUCAUCAACGGCACACCGGUAUCAGAGAUCCGUUGGAUACCAGGCUCCGAGUCCCUCUUCCUAGCAGCGCACAUGGAUGGCUCACUCGUGGUCUACGACAAGGACAAGGAGGAUGCGCAGUUCUCCCCAGAGGAGGAGCAGCUCGCAACCAACGGCUCAUCAACAAACGGAGAGAGCGAUUCGUCGACCAACGGCGUCAACCACAACCUCAAGAUCCAGAUCAACAAGUCGGUCCACUCAAAGAACCAAAAGACGAACCCCGUGGCAUCAUGGAAGCUGUCGAAUCAGCGCAUCAACGCGUUUGCUUUCAGCCCGGACAAUAGGCACCUGGCAGUCGUCUCGGAAGACGGCUCGCUCCGCAUUAUUGAUUACUUGAAAGAAGAGUUGCUGGAUCUCUACAACUCGUACUACGGCGGCUUCAUCUGCAUCACAUGGUCACCGGACGGUAAAUACGUUCUGACGGGAGGCCAAGAUGACCUCAUCUCCAUCUGGUCCGUCGUAGACUCGGCCAUUGUCGCGCGCUGUCAAGGUCACCAGUCAUGGGUGACAUCGGUGGCAUUCGACCCGUGGCGUUGCGACGACAGGAACUAUCGGUUCGGCAGCGUCGGCGAAGACUGCAGGUUAUGCCUGUGGGAUUUCAACGUCGGCAUGCUGCACCGGCCCAAGGCGGCUUCCGUUCAUCACCGAGGCUCCGUAUCAUCACGGUUCGCCAAUCCCUUGCAGAGACAAGAGACGACCAACACGUCGGCGAGCCGCAUCCGGUCCAACUCGACUCUCUCGGGAGGCGCGGUGGACGAAGACGGUAGCAGCAUCGUUCAUCCUGUUGAGCCUCGCGCGAGGAUCGCCAUGCUACCCCCUGUUUCUUCCAAGGCAGUUGAUACCCAUCCCCUGUGCUGGCUGGAAUUCACAGAGGAAGCCAUCAUCACAAGUUGCAAGAACGGUCAUAUCAGAACAUGGAAUAGGCCGACUGAUGCCCCGGUGCCGACGGAGGGUGCCUCUCAACCAUCUUAGCCGCAUAUUCGUCUUUUGGUGGAACGAUAAUGAGUUGGCUACCCUUUGGUUUUUCGUUUCGUUGCAGAUAUUGGGGGAGUCGAGGUGUAGAAAUCAUGUCAGCCGAUGCAUCACCCCUCUACGCGGGGGCUUUGUCCAUAAUUCUUUUACCGAAAAGUACUUUUUCGCUCAAUGUCAAUCAAACCAUCU
This is a messenger RNA of Colletotrichum scovillei, 3002 nucleotides long. Its product is annotated as WD domain-containing protein. Gene Ontology annotation, molecular function: protein binding. The record is from RefSeq and is a predicted model, not a curated record. Gene Ontology annotation, biological process: carbon catabolite repression of transcription. The transcript is spliced from 8 exons. Gene Ontology annotation, cellular component: cell division site; nucleus; cell tip. Lineage: Eukaryota; Fungi; Ascomycota; Sordariomycetes; Glomerellales; Glomerellaceae. Bases 897 to 2813 code for a protein of 638 amino acids.